Molecule: messenger RNA, 692 nt
Organism: Aspergillus pseudonomiae
Lineage: Eukaryota; Fungi; Ascomycota; Eurotiomycetes; Eurotiales; Aspergillaceae
Product: sorting nexin-3
Exons: 3
Coding region: 55-483 (142 amino acids)
Biological process (GO): late endosome to Golgi transport; endocytic recycling
Cellular component (GO): early endosome membrane; retromer complex
Molecular function (GO): phosphatidylinositol-3-phosphate binding
Source: RefSeq, a predicted model, not a curated record
CGCUCCCCACCUUUUUCAACAUCUCGUUUCGCAGGAGGUCGUAUCCCCGUCACAAUGCAAGCCGUCCCGGAAUCGCGACAGCAGACCUUCGAGGAAAUCUACGGUCCUCCGGAGAAUUUCCUCGAGAUUGAGGUCCGAAACCCCCAAACCCACGGCACAUCCCGGAACAUGUACACCUCGUACGAAAUCGUCUGUCGCACCAAUAUCCCCGCAUUCAAGCUCAAGCACUCCGUCGUGCGCCGCCGCUACUCCGAUUUCGAAUAUUUCCGCGAUAUCCUGGAGCGCGAGAGCACAAGGGUGACGAUUCCGCCGCUGCCCGGGAAGGUGUUUACGAAUCGGUUCAGUGACGAUGUCAUCGAGCACCGCAGGGAGGGACUGCAGCGGUUCUUGCAGAUAGUUGCCGGCCAUCCGCUUUUGCAGACGGGGAGUAAGGUUUUGGCGAGCUUCAUACAGGAUCCGAACUGGGACCGCAAUGCUUGGUAGAGUUAGGUUGUGCGGUGGAUCGUCAUUGAAAUGAGGGUCUUGCUUCGGCAGUUCGGUUUUCAUCCUCCUUUUCACCUUUUCUUCUUCAAUUACAUGCGGGUGUGUUAAUCCAUGGCCUGUGGCUUGUGGUUAUACUCGUCUUGUGAUUUUGCCUUCCUUCUCUCCUUCCCCUCCUUGUCUUUGGUGCAUCUCUUACAGUUACCUUGUCU